Molecule: messenger RNA, 859 nt
Organism: Drosophila suzukii
Lineage: Eukaryota; Metazoa; Arthropoda; Insecta; Diptera; Drosophilidae
Source: RefSeq, a predicted model, not a curated record
GGUGUUAGCCGAAGUUCGCGUUAUCCAAAAUGAAAUCGAUCGUCCUAGUGCUUUUUCUGGUAAUUUCAAUCCUGGAACGUCUAUAUCCUGUUAACGGUGACAAUGGAGUUCAGGUAUUCCCAUCUAAAAUUAAACCACUGGAAAGCAAAUGCAACGGCUACUGCUUUUCGAUCCUUAAGCCCAUCCUUGAUAAUGCUGUAAAGCUGCAAGCGGAGAGUAUUUUUACUGAUGAAUUAAAGGAACAAGUGAUUUCAUUGAAAGGAACUAUUGAAAAUCUUCAUAAUGUAUUUGAAGCUCCAUGCAAUUCGACUGGUUGGAUGACCAUUCAAAGGCGUCAGGAUGGAUCCGUGGACUUCAAUCUAAGCUGGGUGAACUAUAAGAACGGGUUUGGAAACCUAACUGGAGAGCUGUUCAUCGGAUUGGAGAAGCUGCACCAGAUGACUAAGGAUAAGCCCCACGAACUGUACAUAAAGCUAGCGAAAUUUAAUGGAGAAUCUGCUUACGCUCACUAUGAUAACUUUCAAAUCGGAAGCGAGCAGGAACUCUAUGAGCUAAAAUCACUGGGAAAAUUUUCUGGGACAGCUUGGGAUUCUUUGAGAUACCACGAAGGAAUGAAGUUCUCCACGUUUGAUAGCGACAAUGACAAAUCCAGGUGUAAUUGCGCUAAAAGGCACACUGGUGGCUGGUGGUACAAUAAUUGUAGCUUUAGUAAGCUUAAUGGAAAAUACAUAAGAGGAUCAACCCGUACCAUUUGUUGGGAAGGCUUUGACGGAUAUAAUAAUCUUGCUUUUACUCAAAUGAUGAUUAGGCCAAAAUGAACUCUAUAAGUUUCUAAAAAAUUUAUAAAACUAUAUAUAAU